This is a messenger RNA of Diceros bicornis minor, 2122 nucleotides long. RefSeq names its product RAD51 paralog B (gene RAD51B). Lineage: Eukaryota; Metazoa; Chordata; Mammalia; Perissodactyla; Rhinocerotidae. Gene Ontology annotation, biological process: double-strand break repair via homologous recombination. The coding region runs from base 95 to 1078 and encodes 327 amino acids. Gene Ontology annotation, cellular component: Rad51B-Rad51C-Rad51D-XRCC2 complex. The record is from RefSeq and is a predicted model, not a curated record. The transcript is spliced from 8 exons. Gene Ontology annotation, molecular function: ATP binding; ATP hydrolysis activity; ATP-dependent DNA damage sensor activity.
GUGAGGAAACUAACACUGAGAGGCGAAGUAACUGCCAGGAAGGCCAGGAUCUGUCUUUGCAAACCGAUGUUCUUUUUUUUCUGCAUCUGGAGGCAUGGGUAGCAAGAAACUGAGACGAGUGGGUUUAUCACAAGAGCUGUGUGAUCGUCUGAGCAGACAUCAUGUUGUUACCUGUCAGGACUUUUUAUGUCUUUCCCCGCUGGAGCUUAUGAAAAUGACUGGCCUUAGUUAUCGAGGUGUCCAUGAACUUCUGUGUAUGGUCAGCAGGGCCUGUGCCCCACAGAUGCAAACGGCUUAUGGGAUAAAGACACAAAGGUCUGCUGCUCUCUCACCAGCAUUCUUAUCUACAACCCUUUCUGCUUUGGAUGAAGCCCUGCAUGGUGGUGUGGCUUGUGGAUCUCUCACAGAGAUUACAGGUCCACCAGGUUGUGGAAAAACUCAGUUUUGUAUAAUGAUGAGUGUUUUGGCUACAAUACCCGUCGACGUGGGCGGAUUAGGAGGAGCUGUUGUGUACAUUGACACAGAGUCAGCAUUUAGUGCUGAAAGACUGGUUGAGAUAGCAGAAUCUCGUUUUCCCAGAUAUUUUAAUAAUGAAGACAAAUUACUUUUGACAAGCAGUAAAGUUCAUCUUUAUCGGGAGCUCAGCUGUGAUGAAGUUCUACAAAGGAUUGAAUCCUUAGAAGAAGAAAUUAUUUCGAAAGGAGUUAAACUUGUGAUUAUUGACUCCAUUGCUUCUGUGGUAAGAAAGGAGUUUGAUACACAGCUUCAGGGCAACAUGAGAGAAAGGAACAAGCUCUUGGCAAGAGAAGCAGCUUCCUUGAAGUAUUUGGCUGAAGAAUUUUCAAUCCCAAUGGAAAAACUGAGGUACAGAAAGAUUGAUUCUUCAGCCUUGUGUCAUUCAGAGAAGCAGAUAUUGAAUGCACAAAUCAUUCUUAUCAAAACCCUUAAGAGGACGUUCCUCUGUCUUUACAUAAAAUUGUUCUUGUUUUCCUUUGACACCUUCAAGCUUUGUGUCGUUGACAGUGCUUGUUUUCACAACCCUUGGAUUGAGAUAAAGAAGCAGGUUAAUGUAGCCUAGGCAGAAAUGGAGCAAGCCCUGAAAGGGGGUCAGUUACCUAAGCGGUAAAGGUGUGGGGCUGGGGGCUCCAGGAACUCUGCCACCGCCUCAGUUUGGGCAAAGGACUUAAUUCUCCUCAACCCCAUCCCACAGUUUCUCCCACCUGAACUAAUAUUUGCCACCUCUCAGAGGGUUGUGACUACUGAGUUUAAUGUUAAUAAAAUGCUUUGAACCUUUGGGAAGAAAGGUCUUGUGUAAGUACACAAUUAGUAUUGGCCCCACUACCACUCACAAGCUUAUUGAUCGGGCAGUAGGCACCCUUGGAUUAAGUGAAACAGAUCCCUCUUUUGGUGAGGACAGCCUCUGGAAUGAGGUCUGCUGCUGCCUUGAGAAUAUGCACCUGGUCUGCAAUGGUGAAAGCCAGGUGAUCCUUAAAGCAGCUGCACAGUAAUGUCUCCUCAUCGCUUCUGUGUCCUGCUAAUUCGGGGAGCAGCAGAUGCCUCCCUUGGAAACCCUCCCAGAGUGUUGGCAUGCCAUGCUGAUCAUCUCACUAAGCCCUAAACUUGUCCUGCAGAAGAAAUCUCUUAAAAGGCCAGUCCAGAAUAUGACAGCGAGAGGUCAUGACAGAUAGUCCGAUUGGUUUGUGAAAAGUUAAGGAUGAGUCAUGUCACUCCUAAAGGGAUUGGCAUCAAUUUAUUGCCCAAAACCAAACACUGAAGGAAGAAAAGCCUUUAGUCUCAUUACGGAACCCAGACAAAAAUCCCACUUAAUCCAUCUUGCUUUUCCUUUUCCUCCAACUCAGCUGGUGUGCAGGUGUAGGGCAGCUUGGCAGAAGCUUUGAGCAUUUGGAAAAGGGAGUCAUUACUGAAAGUCACUGACACACACUUCCCUUGGAAUGCUGCUGAUGUCAUGGAAAACUGGGACCUUAGCAAUAACCCUUAACAACCAGAGCUACAGUAAACAGUAAAUGUUACCUCCACCAAGGCAUUGGUUUUUAAAGAGUUUUAACAGGCUAGGGCUUGCCAGCCACAACUCAUAAAAAUGUUCUUAUAAUUUUAUCCUACU